Salvia splendens (bonfire salvia) is the source of this 367-nucleotide messenger RNA. Its product is annotated as TPD1 protein homolog 1-like. The record is from RefSeq and is a predicted model, not a curated record. The coding region runs from base 11 to 367 and encodes 118 amino acids. The transcript has 2 exons. NCBI's taxonomy places the organism in Eukaryota, Viridiplantae, Streptophyta, Magnoliopsida, Lamiales, Lamiaceae. Gene Ontology annotation, biological process: cell fate determination.
GUUGGCAUCAAUGAGGCUUGCAAUUGCAGUGUUUUAUAUUUUGUGUUUCAUCUCAACAGCAUUCGGUAAAUGCGGACCGAACGACAUUGUGGUCGGGACAGUGAGGAGCGGGAGGGUGAAUAGAGGGUUGCCGGAGUGGGACGUGCAAGUUGUCAACAACUGCAACUGCUCACAGUCGGACAUAAUAGUAACUUGCCGUGGUUUUCAGACAGUUAAGCCUGUUGAUCGGUCGAUUUUCCAGACGAAAGGCGACUACUGCUUAAUAAAUCGAGGGCGCCCUAUUCGUCCCCGAGCUGAUGUUAGAUUCACUUAUGCUUGGGAUCGACCCACCUUCUUCUUCCCUUACUCCACCAAAUCUCGUUGUUGA